AUGUUUAUCACUGUUAAAUUUGGAGGUAAAGCAUAUCGAUUUAUAAACACUUGUCCAACUAUAUAUUAUAAUUUUAAAGUUUAUGCUAGAUAAAGUUAUUUAGAAUACAGCUGAUUUAGCAGCUGUUUUGUCGUAUAAUUUUAUAAUCCGCUUGAAGGUAAAGCUUUCAUCUUUUGUCCAAUAUCAAAACAUUUUACAGUUUAUAUUCCACAGUAUUACACUUAGUAUAAACAAAUAUUAUAAUUUCAGUAGAAAGUCUACAGCAAGGCUGUGAAUCUUACAUAUCACGCGAAAAUUUCACACUCGAAUUAGAUAAAGGCUACUGCAUAUGACUCGGCCAAUGGAAACGGGGCUUGGUAGCGGGGUUUUAUCACUACUGUAUGGUUGGCAUAUUCAAAGCCGCAUGUCGUGAUCAGAUUGUUCAUUAUAGAUAACCGUCAAGAGUUAUUCAAUCCUCAUUGUAAAGUAUGUAUCUUGUUGGACAACAUUAAGGAGAGAUGUGAUCUCUUGAAAGAUGGUAAAAAUGCUGAAUCUUAACAGUGCAGGGGAAUUGUUACACACGCAAAAAUCUCGCAUAUUGAUGUAGCAUGAAGUCUGCCAACAAGCUGUCAACAAGUUGUGUUCGCACUGCUUGUCCCAAGUGGUCAACAAGUUUGGAACAAGCUGUUAACAACUUGUAACAAUUUUGUUGAUAGUAUUAUCAGACUUGUUGCAAGGUUGUUCCAACAAGUACGACACAGUCAUGAUAUAAAAAUAUUGUUACAACCUUGUGUCGUCAAUCUUGUAACAUCCUUGUUAUAUCAUGACUGCAUCAGACUUGUUAGAACAACCAUGUAACAAGUCUGAUAAUGCCACCAAGCUUGUUGCAAGUUGCUAACAGCCUAACGGCUUGUUCCAGACUUGUUAUUACAACAAGAAGGACCUCGUACCCAGGCUCUCUUGCAACCAGGAAGAAGCAGUGCGAAUACAACUUGUCGACAGCUUGUGAAGAGAUUUGUAACAUCAUGAUAAUGAUCAGUUCGCACAUGAAGCGCACGUGAAACGAAUGCUUCCAGUUUGCCUGUACCAAACACGACAGGGUUUCUUCGGGCACUUCCUGGCGCCAAACAAAAAAGCUCUAGCUGGAUCUUUGGAGAGAAAACAAUUUAGAUAUGUCGAAUAUGCAAAUAAAUAUAUAGUUAGGUUAGAAUAGCCUUUCCUCCCGUAUUAACACUGGGCUAAUGUCAAUGGGGGAUGGUCGUUCUUGAAUUUUUAAAAAGAAAAAGUUUAGAACUUAUAGUAAGAGCGAUCAAUAAUAAAGUCAUCAGUUAAUAGACAAAUGGCAUGGAACAAUGGAAGAAUUCAUUUUUUUCUCUAGAUGUAAUUGAUCUUUCAGACCAAACUGGUGCUCGAAAAAAUCUGUUAUCGAAUCCUGCGGACUAUGCUAUCAAACAUAUGGAAGAAAGAGACACACUUAUCCUUGUAAAAAUUGAAAGUGAGUUAUGAUCAUUUCGAGUUGUAACUGUCCUUUGAACGAGUUCAGAGUCUUCCCUCGAAAUGUCUUCAUUGUAGAAUAUUACCUAUACACUGGACUCCCACAUUUGAAAUAUUUUCCAGUAGUUCAGACACAAACUACGGCAAUGUAUUGUAGAAUACUAGCAAUAUUACCUACACUGCAUGGACCACUACGUUUGAGGUAAGGUUGUUCAGACAUAAACCAUGUGAGCUUAUUUUAGAAUACUACUUACACUGACCCCCCCCCCCCCAUGCACAUGGCCACAUUUGAGAUAUCUUUUUCAGGUAGUUCAGCGACCGCAAACCAAGCUCAUUGUAGAAUGCUACCUACAUUGAGAUUAAUCCACAUUUUAGGUAGUUCAGACACAAAUUAAACCAUAGUUAAUAGAAUAGAUGGUUUGGAAAUUCAUUAGAAUAACAAUAUAACUCACUAUCUAUGUUAGUGAACGUUUAUUCAUAAAUCUGGUCUUUCACCGUCACGUGCGUAUUGUAUUUUUGCCCGACUAACCAAUAGCAAUGUUUUAGGAAAGUUACCUAUCCGUGACUCGAACAAUAGCGUAAUUGGAAAUUGCUACUGGUCGAUAUGGCAAAAAUACAAUACACACGUGACGAUGAAGGAACAUAUUUAUGAAUAAACGUUGACUAACAUAGAUAACGAGUUAUGUUGUUAUUCUAAGGAGUUUUCAAACAAUCUAUUCUAUUAACUAUGAUUAAACCAAUGCAGCUCAUCGUAGAAUACUACCUACUGUACACUAGACUUCUACAUACUGGACAGUGGCGUAACGUUAUAUCAGGGGGCCCCCGGUUCAAAAUUUCCGAAGGCCCCCCUAGUAGAGGUGCCAAAGGCACGAGUCGAGCGCCGUAUAUGCACGAGUUUUCUAGGGGGUCCAGGUCAUGCCAUUUCCUGGACUUUGGGGAGAGAUUUUACUGAUGGUCAUAAAACGACAUUGUAACAUAUCAGAGGCCCUGGCCAAUGUUUUUGCCCUAUCGCCUAAGCCUGGGGGCCCCCAUUUGAGUUGGGGGCCCCCGGGUUUACCCGGUCUGAGCCCAUAGUAGUUACGCCACUGAUACUGGAUACACAUACACUGCUCAAUAGAGGAGUCAAAUCUAUUAAGUCGCAAAUGCACUUAAUUUAGUCUACCAAACUCCACCAACAACCAGAAGUGAUUGAAGAUUUUCUACGAAUCUUUUCAAUUAGGGUUUCCUGGCUCCCUGGACGAAACCUGCGUCCCUCUUUUACAUAGCUUACAAGGCAAUAAAGAAUUUCUGGGUAAGUUAUUGAUUUUUUAUUGAGUUAUUAAUUUUGCCACAACAAGCUACCAUGUGAUCAGUUAACGUAUGUGUGCAAUAUAGUGAAUCAAUUCACGUGAGUACAUCACACCAACACAGAAAAAAUCAUAGUGUAUCAAUUUUUUCAUUGAACAAGAUACAAAAAUCGGUAAAGGAAUUUUAUAUAUAUCUUUAGAAGUUAUUUUAAAGUGCAUAUGACAUGAAUUUUUUUAUUUUCUUAAGUGAAAGAACUCUUUAAGCUGUAGUGGAACUUAUUUUUCAGUUUCUUGUUUUCAUGGUUUGUUCCAGAGAUAUUUCAAUUUCUUUGGUAUGUAAAUGAGUGUGAAUAUGUCCGCUAGUUUAUGACGUCACGUUGGUUGCAAGCUCUUCAAAAUGGUUGAAUAUCACUGCUAUCAUCCCAAAUGAUAAUUUGUAACUUCACUCACUGGUAAAUGUAAUAAAAUACUGAAGAAAAACGUGAACUGAUAUCUACAGUUUUUAGAGUUAAUAGAUUUAUAACCAGUGUAGGUUGAGCUUGCAACCAACGUGACGUCAUAAAUUAGUGGACAUAUUCACACUCAUUUACAUACCAAACAAAUUGAAAUAUCUCGGGAACAAACCAUGAAAACAAGAAACUGAAAAAUAAGUUACACUACAGCUUAAAGAGUUCUUUCAUUUAAGAAAAUGAAAAAAUUCAUGUCAUAUGCACUUUAAUUACGCGAAACUAAGUUGUUAUCUUAAUAUCACUUGAAAGUCCUCAUUCACGACGGUGAAAUUAUUCGCGAGAAAUUGUGUAUGCGAAAUACGGAUGGUAAAUAUACAUGAACUUGCGGUUAGAGCUCGACAACUGGCCUCUGUAGCUCAGUUGGAUAGAGGAGGAUCCUGAAGGGGUAAAGGGGAACUGGGAUUUGCUUAUUAUUGGACUGGUAAAUGGAUUCGAGUUACUGACACUUGGAAUGAAAGACACAAGUAUGGGAAUAAGAAAACCAAUGUACCAUCAUAAAGACCAACUGUCUGUAGUUGGAUAUUUCAGAGUGAAAUAACUUUAAGAACAUCUAGCUACAGAGCAAUUUUUGAUACAGAAUUUGUAUAAAAAAGGUCCAGGAAUACUGAAUUGAACCGACUUAUGGCUCAAUGAGGUAAUUUUUUUUGCUAUUGCAAAUCAAAGAUAUACCUUUUCCUCGGAAAAAAACUGGUUCUAAAAGGGGCAAUUGAACGCAAAUUGUGUUUAAAAGACAUCACAUUGAUGAACCAUCUGCACUGGAACUUUCUUUCAAUUUCACAGGGGAUUUGAUAAAAGGGCUGGAAAACUGGAUUUAAAGAAAAUUCGAAUUGGGAAAUGGGAUCUCGAACCUCUUAGAGCGCUGCAACUGAAUCGCAAGACUGUAGCCGUAGGUCUGAUUUCUGCCAGAGGGUUUAUUAAUUGUUGCAUUUUUUUUGUAACUGUUCCUGAUUAGGUCCAAUAAACAAGACCCUUCGUAUUUUUUUGUAGAAAAACUAAACCAAAAGAUGAAUGUGGACCCGAACUCUCAACAAGACGGUGCGGACAGGCUGAAAGCGAAUACACAUGGUACGAGGAGAUCGAGUGUGAACGUCAGAAAAUCAACAUCGCAGAAUCUUUUUGGUGCAAAGAGAAAUAAGACACGAGGAAGAAGUCAAAGUCUGGCUUUUGGAACAGGGACCACACUUCUUCCCAAAAACUUUAAAAAAUAG
Molecule: messenger RNA, 4476 nt
Organism: Paramuricea clavata
Lineage: Eukaryota; Metazoa; Cnidaria; Anthozoa; Malacalcyonacea; Plexauridae
Source: the annotation of a GenBank genome assembly